Molecule: messenger RNA, 450 nt
Organism: Tetrahymena thermophila SB210
Lineage: Eukaryota; Ciliophora; Oligohymenophorea; Hymenostomatida; Tetrahymenidae
Exons: 1
Source: RefSeq, a predicted model, not a curated record
AUGAAUUAAAUUAUCUAAUACACAAAAUCUAAUUAAAAAAAAGAAAUCAAAUUAAAACCUAAAAAAAUAAAUAGAAUUAAUUUUAAAAUUUCAAGUAUAAUCAAAAGUAAAUAAAUAAAUUGUUUUUACCUAAGAUCAAGCUCCAAUUAUCAGAUUAAAGUAAACUUUGUUAAUGCAGAAAACAAAGCUAAUCCUCAUCACCAAUCUAUUUAUAACUUUUUUACAUUAAUGAAAAUAUAAUUUAGAAGGAAAAAAUAAAGAAGAAAAAAAAAUGUAUUAUUAAAAUAAAAUGAGAUGUGUAAUAAAUAUAAAAUAAAUAUUGAAAGCAAUAUUUAAUAAUUUGAUUACAAAAAAGGAUAAAGGUAAGACUGGAUAAUAAUUUAAUUAUUUAAAUUGAAUAAUGUUAAAAAGACCAUGGUUAUUUAUAAAAAUGAAUUUACUGGAGAUUGA